Molecule: messenger RNA, 1016 nt
Organism: Ostrinia furnacalis (Asian corn borer)
Lineage: Eukaryota; Metazoa; Arthropoda; Insecta; Lepidoptera; Crambidae
Gene: tan
Product: C45 family peptidase tan
Exons: 7
Coding region: 117-998 (293 amino acids)
Source: RefSeq, a predicted model, not a curated record
AACUGUCGCUAAACGCUUUGACUAUAUCAAUGUAAACAAUAUCGAGCGUUCGCAGUGGGUCUUGCACAGCGUCAACGGGCGGUCAGAGUUAGAUCGUCCGCAUCAUAGUCAGAGAGAUGAGAGAGCACGGUUUGGUACUCACUGAGAAGCAGCUCGGCAGACGGCGUGCGGUUCCGGUAAUCCACGUGCAGGGGUCUCACUACGAAGUGGGGUAUGACGUGGGCCGCAUCUUCUCUUCGGUCAUCAAGAAUUUCAUCGCGACGUAUGCUAACCUACGGGACUUUGAGAAGGAAUACAAGACCGACCCCGGGAGACAAGCCUAUGACGUCACUCUGUCGAAUAUGAAGAAGAGGUAUCCGUACUACGUGAAGGAAAUGCAAGGAGUCGCGGACGGCGCUAAUGUGUCGUUUACACAGCUGUUCCUUCUGCAAAUGGACGACCUCAUUGGAACCAUCAACGACAAUCACGUGCCAAGGGACGACACUGGCGGAUGUAGUUCCAUCGGCAUAGUAACUCCUGACAACAGCAUUCUAGGCCAUACAGAAGACGCUUACAGUGAGACGCUCAAUCACUUCUACAUUAUGUCCGCGCACAUCAUACCGUCACGUGAAGACAAAGAGAAUGGAGCUGUCGAAGAAAGGUUCUCGUCUCUGUGCUACGCCGGCCACUUGCCUGGCUACACGAUGGGAUUCAACGGGAACGGACUGGUUUUCUCCAUCAACACCCUCAGUCCACUCGUGUUGAAACCUGGCAACACCCCCCGAACAUUCGUCACGCGAGCGCUGUUAGCAGCCAAGAACUUCUAUGAUGCUGAAAGGAUCCUUCGGGACGAGGGUCUGGGCAUCGGCAACGGAUUCUCAGUGAACAUGCUGUGGACCGAAUCCUGGGGGGGUCGGCAUCUGUACAACGUGGAGGUGGCCCCUGAUCUCAAGGCAGACCGGUCGAUUGUGAACAUCUACAAGUACGACAAAGAGCCGUUGGUGCACUGCAAUAGGUAAAACACUUUAAAGUACCGA